AUGUUAAAAUUUUGUGAAUUUUGGGGAAUUUUGCAGCUGAAAUAUGAAGCACCAGGAGCAGUUGAAUUAGGGAAGAGGGUUAAAGAGUUGUUAAUGGGAGGAGGAAUGAAACGUGUUGAUGAAGAUACAGAGAGAGGACUUGAUCAUGGAGCUUGGGUUCCAUUAAUGUUGAUGUAUCCAGAAGCUGAUAUACCAAUUUGUCAACUCUCUGUUCAAUCAUCUCAAAAUGGGACUUACCAUUACAAUAUGGGUAAAGCAUUAGCUCCAUUGAAAGAUGAAGGUGUUCUUAUCAUUGGCUCUGGAAGUGCUACUCAUAACUUGAGGAAACUCGAUUUUAAUGCCGCUAAUGGCACUCCCGUUCCUUGGGCUUUAGCGUUUGAUCAUUGGCUUAGAGAUUCUCUACUUCAAGGAAGGUAUGGAGAUGUGAAUGAAUGGGAAGAGAAAGCUCCGAAUGCGAAAAUGGCGCAUCCAUGGCCUGAGCAUUUUUACCCGUUACAUGUUGCGAUGGGUGCAGCUGGUGAAGAUGCAAAGGCUGAGCAGAUCCACACAAGCUGGCAACUUGGUACCUUGUCCUAUUCUUCUUAUAGCUUCACCUCUUCCCUUUGA
Messenger RNA from Arabis nemorensis, 606 nucleotides. The record is from the annotation of a GenBank genome assembly. Lineage: Eukaryota; Viridiplantae; Streptophyta; Magnoliopsida; Brassicales; Brassicaceae.